This is a messenger RNA of Coffea arabica (coffee), 3385 nucleotides long. Its product is annotated as ATP-dependent zinc metalloprotease FTSH 10, mitochondrial-like. The record is from RefSeq and is a predicted model, not a curated record. Gene Ontology annotation, molecular function: zinc ion binding; ATP-dependent peptidase activity; ATP binding. Gene Ontology annotation, cellular component: m-AAA complex; chloroplast thylakoid membrane. Lineage: Eukaryota; Viridiplantae; Streptophyta; Magnoliopsida; Gentianales; Rubiaceae. Gene Ontology annotation, biological process: mitochondrial protein processing.
AAACCCACGACAUAACAGAAGCUACCAAAGAUUUUCGUCUUGCUUCCCAAGUUUCGAGUUUGCGCCCAAAUCAGCCGUGAGCCGCCCACCACCAGCUUAGCGACCAGGCACCGGCUAGCCACUGUCUAUUUUUCUUUUUAUCCAACAGAAACAAAUAAACCCAAUAAAAGACAAAAAUUAUCGAGGCAUCUCAUAUUCACAGCAACUGAACAAAGCCCCAAUUUUAGAUUAAAAUCCACGUUCUGUAGCCUUACCAUCUGCCUAGAAUACAAAUACUCCAUCAAUGUUCCUUUGUAUGGAUUCUUGCUGUCAUCUGUAUGAUCUCCUGCCUCCAGCUCCUUUUCACCUCUAAACCCCGUACUAAACCACCCCAUUUGUUUUUUUAUAAUUUUUUUUUUCAAUUUUCAUUUGUAUCUGCUUUAGUACCUUCAGAGACAUUGAUUAUCAAUUGUCCAAGAAGAAGAUAGAGAAUCCCAUUAAUUAUUUUCACAAAUCAAGAUGAUAUUUUCCAAACUCAGCCGUUCAUUAUCUCGCUCCUCUGCUUCUAGGAAUGUGAUAAAUGGUCGGUUUAGAGGAAGGUCAGCGAUUUGGGAUAAUGGGAAUUUUGGAGGAUUUGAUGUAAAAAAGCUUAAUAAUAGUGAGUUUGGUGGAAAGUUAGGGCUUUUGAGGGAAUAUUUAGCUUCUGUUGGGGGAAAAAGCGGACAAUUUCCUAAAGCUUCAUAUUUUUUGGAUUUCAAUUAUGUUAUUGCCAACCCUAGAUUACGUAGAUUUUUCUCCAGUGAAGCUCCCAAGAAAAAGAAGUAUGAGAAUUUUUAUCCAAAAGACAAGAAAGAAACUCCCAAAGAAAAUGGGCAGAAAUCAGAGUCUAAAGAGGGUGGAAAUGCAGAUGGUAACAACAAUUUUCAGGAUACUAUUAUGAAGCUGGCACAAAACUUAAUUACACCAUUAUUAGUGGUUGCAAUAAUACUGUCAUCAUUGUCAAUCAGCCCUCGCGAACAGAAACAAAUUAGCUUUCAGGAGUUCAAAAAUAAGCUUCUUGAACCAGGUUUGGUGGAUCACAUUGUGGUUUCAAAUAAAUCAGUUGCAAGAGUAUAUGUGAGAAGCAAACCACGGAAUCUGAGUCAUGAAGAUGCUGAAGAAGGUGCACCGUUUGGAAGCAGCAACCCUUCUGGAGAGAACACCAGUCGCUAUAAGUAUUAUUUCAAUAUUGGAAGUGUUGAAUCUUUUGAGGAGAAGCUGGAGGAAGCCCAGGAAGCACUGGGAAUAGAUCCUCAUGACUAUGUACCAGUUACAUAUGCAUCUGAAAUGGUUUGGUACCAGGAAUUAAUGAGGUUUGCACCAACACUGUUGCUUCUGGGUUCCCUGAUGUACAUGGGGAGGAGAAUGCAAGGUGGUCUAGGUGUGGGAGGUUCUGGUGGAAAAGGUGCACGUGGAAUAUUCAAUAUAGGGAAAGCUCAAAUUACGAAAGUUGAUAAGAAUGCUAAAAACAAGGUUUAUUUCAAAGAUGUUGCUGGCUGUGAUGAAGCAAAGCAGGAGAUAAUGGAGUUUGUGCACUUCCUUAAAAACCCAAAGAAAUAUGAGCAGCUGGGGGCAAAAAUUCCUAAAGGUGCUCUGUUGGUUGGUCCUCCAGGCACUGGUAAAACUCUUUUGGCAAAAGCAACUGCAGGUGAAUCUGGAGUGCCAUUUUUAUCCAUGUCUGGCUCAGAUUUCAUGGAAAUGUUUGUUGGUGUUGGGCCUUCAAGGGUUAGAAAUUUAUUCCAAGAGGCAAGGCAGUGUGCACCUAGUAUAAUUUUUAUUGAUGAAAUUGAUGCCAUUGGUCGGGCAAGGGGACGUGGCGGUUUUUCUGGAGGUAAUGAUGAGCGUGAAAGUACUCUUAACCAGUUGCUUGUUGAAAUGGAUGGAUUUGGAACCACAUCUGGGGGUGUUCUUGCUGGUACCAAUAGACCUGAUAUUCUAGACAAAGCCUUGUUAAGGCCUGGUCGAUUUGAUCGACAAAUUAGCAUAGAUAACCCUGACAUCAAAGGUCGUGAACAGAUAUUUCAAAUCUACUUGAAAAAGAUCAAACUUGAUCAGGAGCCAUCCUAUUAUUCACAGAGACUUGCUGCCCUUACUCCUGGAUUUGCUGGUGCGGAUAUUGCAAAUGUUUGUAAUGAAGCUGCUUUGAUUGCUGCAAACGAGGAAACACAGGUGAAAAUGGAACAUUUUGAUGCAGCCAUAGAUAGAAUAAUUGGUGGUCUGGAGAAGAAAAACAAGGUCAUCAGCAAACUUGAACGCCGUACUGUAGCUUACCAUGAAUCUGGUCAUGCUGUUGUUGGCUGGUUUCUAGAACAUGCAGAACCCUUGUUGAAGGUAACAAUUGUUCCUCGUGGUACUGCAGCACUUGGCUUUGCUCAGUAUGUCCCCAAUGAGAACCUUCUUAUGACAAAGGAACAACUUUUUGACAUGACAUGCAUGACUCUUGGUGGUCGUGCUGCAGAACAGGUUCUGUUGGGUAAAAUAUCAACCGGAGCCCAGAAUGACCUGGAAAAAGUGACAAAAAUGACAUAUGCCCAAGUUGCUGUCUAUGGUUUUAGCGAGAAGGUGGGUCUUCUUUCUUUUCCUCAGAGGGAUGAAUUUGAGAUGACCAGACCUUAUGGUAGCAAGACCGCAGCAAUUAUAGAUGCUGAAGUACGUGAAUGGGUUGGCAAGGCUUAUAACCGAACUGUUGAACUGAUUGAGGAACACAAGGAGCGUGUAGCUAAAAUUGCUGAACUGUUGCUGGAGAAAGAGGUUCUUCAUCAGGAUGACUUGGUCCAAGUACUUGGUAAACGACCUUUUGAAUCAGCUGAGGUAACAAAUUAUGACAGAUACAAGCAAGGGUUUGAAGAGGAAGUUCAGAAGACUAAGCAGGCUAUUGAUGAUAGAACUACAAAUGAUGAUGGGCCAUCACCUCUUGAACCAGAGGUUGUUCCUGCUUAAGAUCCAGGACACAAGCUAGUUUCUGUACAGAAUGUCAUGACUUCCUUUUCUGGGUUAGGCUGUUCUUGAUGCUGGCAUUUGAUGGCCAGAUGCUCUCUGACCUCUUUUCUUCUCCAAGCAACGACAUCGAUAAAAAGGUUUCACAUUUAGGUACUGCUGGUUGCUCACAUUGCGCUGCCCACCCUCGCCAAGUAACACAAUUGCGGUGGUGUCUCGAGGAUGGCAUUGGAGGCAGUGGGACCAUCAAGAUUCCAAUCUUCUACUAGCGCAUCUGGGUAUUGUUAUAUCAUAGUUGUUGAAGUUUGGUUUAAAAGAAAAUACUGGAAAAGAUGAAAGAAACAAUUUGAUGUACAUGGACUUGAGCAAUUCUGAUUUACGUUCACUCUGCAACUUGAGCAUGUUCUUGAGAAGUUGGUCAUUUUGGUUA